This is a messenger RNA of Penicillium bovifimosum, 2412 nucleotides long. RefSeq names its product bifunctional aminoimidazole ribotide synthase/glycinamide ribotide synthase (gene ade1). Bases 1 to 2412 code for a protein of 803 amino acids. Gene Ontology annotation, molecular function: ATP binding; phosphoribosylamine-glycine ligase activity; metal ion binding. NCBI's taxonomy places the organism in Eukaryota, Fungi, Ascomycota, Eurotiomycetes, Eurotiales, Aspergillaceae. Gene Ontology annotation, biological process: 'de novo' IMP biosynthetic process; adenine biosynthetic process. The transcript is spliced from 3 exons. The record is from RefSeq and is a predicted model, not a curated record. Gene Ontology annotation, cellular component: cytosol.
AUGGCUUCCGAACAAUUGCGCAUUCUCAUUGUUGGCAAUGGUGGCCGUGAGCAUGCCUUCGCCUGGAAGCUGAGCCAGUCUCCUCUCGUCGACAUUGUCUACGUCGCACCUGGAAACGGCGGGACUGGCCUUGGUACCAACAGCAAGAUCACCAACGCCAAUGUCAAGGGUGACGACUACGCGGGCCUUGUGGCAUUCGCGCAGAAGAAUCAGGUUAACCUCGUGGUGCCUGGUCCCGAGGCGCCUCUCGUCGAUGGCAUCCAGGGUUAUUUCCAAGCUGUCGGCAUUCGAUGCUUCGGUCCUUCCAAGGCUGCUGCCCGUAUGGAGGGCUCCAAGACCUUCUCCAAGGACUUCAUGCAGCGCCACCAGAUCCCCACCGCCGAGUUCGGAAACUUCUCUGACUACGAGUCCGCACGCCGCUACCUCGACUCCGUUUCACACAAUGUGGUCAUCAAGGCCGAUGGGCUGGCUGGUGGUAAGGGUGUGAUCAUCCCCACUACCAAGGAGGAGGCCCACAAGGCCUUGAAGGAGAUGAUGGUGGACCACCAGUUCGGCAGCGCUGGCAACGAGGUCGUUAUCGAGGAGUACCUCGAGGGUGACGAGCUGAGCAUCCUCACUUUCAGUGAUGGAUACACUAUUCGCUCUCUUCCCCCCGCACAGGACCACAAGCGCAUCUUUGACGGUGACCAAGGCCCCAACACUGGUGGCAUGGGCUGCUACGCGCCUACGCGCAUUGCGCCGAAGGAGGUUGUGGAUGAGAUUGACCGCACCAUCAUCCAGCCUUCCGUCGACGGAAUGCGUAAGGACGGCUUCCCCUUCGUUGGUAUCUUGUUCACCGGUCUCAUGAUGACCAAGAAUGGACCCAAGGUCCUUGAAUACAACGUCCGUGGUGGAGACCCAGAGACCCAGACCUUGCUGCCUCUGCUCAGCGAGGACACUGAUCUGGCUCAAAUCAUGGUGGCUUGCGCCGACCACUGGCUGGACGGUGUCUCAAUCAAGAUUGAGCCCAAAUUCUCCACUACUGUCAUUGCCGUUGCUGGCGGUUACCCCAAUGCCUACGCCAAGGGCAAGACCAUCACUUUGGCCCCCGAGCCCGCUGGCACUCUCAUCUUCCACGCCGGUACCACUCUGUCCGGCAACGAGCUGCAAACCGCUGGAGGCCGUGUGAUCGCUUCUACCGCUACUGCCUCGACCCUCGAAGAGGCAGUUGCCAAGAGCUACGAAGGCAUCAAGACCAUCAGCUUCGAGGACAUGUUCUACCGCAAGGACAUUGCCCACCGCGCAUUCCGCCAGACCGCCAACACCUCGCUCACCUACGCCCAAGCCGGAGUCUCCAUCGACGCCGGCAACGAGCUCGUCAACCAGAUCAAGAGCUCCGUCCGCCGCACCAAGCGCCCCGGCACUGACGCCGUCAUCGGUGGCUUCGGCGGUCUCUUCUCCUCCCCCGCCGCCAACUCCGCCUACCACCCUCUCUCGCCCACUCUCAUCGGCGCCAUCGACGGCGUCGGCACCAAGCUUAAAAUCGCCCACUCCGUCGGCAUCCACGACACAGUCGGUAUCGACCUCGUCGCCAUGAACGUCAACGACCUCGUCGUCCAAGGCGCCGAACCCCUCUUCUUCCUCGACUGCUACUCCUGCGGCCACCUCGACGUCCCCACCGCCGCCGCCUUCGUCACCGGCGUCGCAGACGGCUGCGUCCAAGCCGGCUGCGCCCUCAUCGGCGGCGAAACCGCCGAAAUGCCCGGCCUCUUCAUCGACGACUCCUACGACGCCGUCGGCGCCGCCGUAGGCGCCAUCAACACCGUCGGCGACAACGCCCGCGCCAUCCUCCCCCACACAGAGAACAUGCGCACCGGCGACGUCCUCCUCGCCCUCGCCUCCUCAGGCCCCCACUCAAACGGCUACUCGCUCGUCCGCAAGAUCGUCGAGCGCGCCGGCCUCUCCUACACCGACCCCGCCCCCUUCUCCAUGCCCGGUCUCGAUGCCGGCGUCUCCGUCGGCCGCGCCCUCCUCACCCCGACCCGCAUCUACGUCAAGUCCAUCCUCAAAGCGCUCAACACCCACGGCGCCUCCAUUAAGGGUCUGGCUCACAUCACCGGCGGCGGUCUCGUCGAAAACAUCCCCCGCAUGCUACCGGAUCACCUCACUGCCCAGGUGGACGUCAGCACGUGGCAGCAGCCUUCUGUUUUCACCUGGCUGCAGCGUGCUGGUAACGUCUCCUCUGUGGAGAUGGCCCGUGCCUUCAACUGUGGUGUCGGCAUGAUUAUCGCCGUCGACCCUGCCUCCGAGGCGGAUAUUCGGAAGACUUUCGAGGCUGCUGGUGAGGAGGUUUACCGGGUUGGUGAGCUUCGUGCUCGUGGUGAGGGUGAAGAGGGCUGUGUGCUUUCUGGACUUGAGUCUUGGUCUGCGUGA